ACACACUCAGACGCUGUGAUGUCGCCAACUCUUCUGGCUCUUUGCUUGCUGGCAUGUUUCCUCUCUGGCAGCGAUGCUUAUCCAGUCAAGCCUGCCAAUCCCCGGGAAGGAGCUCCGCCUGAGGAGCUUGCCAAGUAUUACUCUGCACUGAGACAUUAUAUCAAUCUCAUUACAAGACAGAGGUAUGGAAAAAGAGACAACCCAGACACUGUAUUUUCUGACCUGUUUGUGAAAGAGAGCGCAGAAACUCUUCCAGGAUCCAACUAUAUACGAUACGAAGGGCUCCCGGGGUGGUGAUUCUGCCUGCUUUGUCACGUCCAGAAGAUGGUACAAUAUGUCUCUUACCAACACGGCAGAAACUUGUGUUGCAUGAAAUAAACUUCAUUUGUCUGUCUGUCC
This is a messenger RNA of Xiphophorus hellerii (green swordtail), 399 nucleotides long. RefSeq names its product peptide YY-like. Gene Ontology annotation, biological process: neuropeptide signaling pathway; feeding behavior. Gene Ontology annotation, molecular function: neuropeptide Y receptor binding; neuropeptide hormone activity. The record is from RefSeq and is a predicted model, not a curated record. Gene Ontology annotation, cellular component: extracellular region. The transcript has 3 exons. Bases 19 to 297 code for a protein of 92 amino acids. Lineage: Eukaryota; Metazoa; Chordata; Actinopteri; Cyprinodontiformes; Poeciliidae.